GUCUUUAUUAGGCCCUUUUGCUCCAGCUGAAAGUCCUUUGAUUCAAUACUCACAGCUUAAUUCAAAUCGAAUGGCUGAUAAACCAGAAAGAAAAAUGUUGCCUCAGAGAGUUAACUCUCCUCAUCUUCCAAAAAAAGAACUCCUGCCCACCGUUCACCCCUUCGCUCGUAUGGUUGCCGGGCUCCUCUCUCCAAUGUCGCUGGAGGAUCAAAGAUGGGCUUAUUCCUUUAGUUGCCAUGCCAUAUUUGGUACCUUUAUUGUUUCCUUCCCAAUUGCUUAUGCUGUUCAAAACGUCUUUUUUUGCGUCUAUUCUAUUUUAGUGGCGGCUUGUGUGUCGGCCGUUGUGUGCUUACCAAACUGGCGGCAGAAUAUAGAUUACAAUUUGACUUUUGAGGCAGAUGAAAAGGUAGAUGCAUACUACAAGAAACUCACUGCUGCCAGAGAAUCGAUGAAAGAAAGUGUCAGCAGCGGUGGGAAGGAUAUAAAAAUUGAAUGA
Phytomonas sp. EM1 is the source of this 496-nucleotide messenger RNA. The record is from the annotation of a GenBank genome assembly. NCBI's taxonomy places the organism in Eukaryota, Euglenozoa, Kinetoplastea, Trypanosomatida, Trypanosomatidae.